Molecule: messenger RNA, 498 nt
Organism: Xyrauchen texanus (razorback sucker)
Lineage: Eukaryota; Metazoa; Chordata; Actinopteri; Cypriniformes; Catostomidae
Product: beta-crystallin A3-like
Exons: 4
Coding region: 1-498 (165 amino acids)
Biological process (GO): visual perception; lens development in camera-type eye
Molecular function (GO): structural constituent of eye lens
Source: RefSeq, a predicted model, not a curated record
AUGAACAGAGUCACCAAGAUUCAAACAACCCCAUCAAUGUCUGAGAUAGACAUGGCUCCUUGCUUCAAGGUGUUCGUGUUCGAGCAGGAGCAUUUCCAAAGCAAGUGUCAGGAGCUCACCACAGAGUGCUGCAACAUCCAGGAGCGUGGGUUUGACAACAUCCGAUCUAGUGGAGACUGGGUGUGGUAUGAUCACCAUGACUUCCAGGGGCAGCAGUUUGUCUUGGAAACUGGAGAAUAUCCACACUGGGAUGCCUACAGAGACAGUCUGGGCUACCAUGUGGAGAUGAUGAUGUCAUUGCAUCCCAUCUUCUGUGCUGUGAGUCCAUGCACCAAUACUUUGAAGGUCUUCUUUGUGUGCUAUGAGUACACAGGCUAUCGAGGACAGCAGUAUGUUAUGGAGUGUAACAAGCACAGUGGAGACUACCAGCAUUGGAAGGACUGGGGCUCACACUGCCAGACCCCUAAGAUCCAGUCUAUCUGCAGAAUCCAACAUUAA